Ustilago hordei is the source of this 2556-nucleotide messenger RNA. Its product is annotated as putative ubiquitin-protein ligase. The record is from RefSeq and is a predicted model, not a curated record. Gene Ontology annotation, biological process: ubiquitin-dependent protein catabolic process. The transcript has a single exon. Lineage: Eukaryota; Fungi; Basidiomycota; Ustilaginomycetes; Ustilaginales; Ustilaginaceae. Bases 1 to 2556 code for a protein of 851 amino acids. Gene Ontology annotation, molecular function: protein binding; ubiquitin protein ligase activity.
AUGGUCAAUCCUCGUACUCCCGGCUCUCUUACGAGAAAAAUCCGCAUCACCGUCGUUGCCGCAGACGGCCUCGCCAAGCGCGAUGUGUUCCGUCUCCCCGAUCCUUUCGCCAUUGUCACCGUCGAUGGAGAGCAGACCCACUCUACUUCCGUCAUCAAAAAGACACUCAACCCAUACUGGAACGACAGCUUCGAUGUCAACGUGGCCGACUCCUCCGUCAUUGCUGUUCAGAUCUUUGACCAGAAGAAGUUCAAGAAGCGCGAUCAAGGCUUCCUCGGUGUCAUCAACAUUCGUGUUGCCGACGUCCUUGACCUCGAGCUUGGCGGCAAGCGUCUGCUCAACAAGGAGCUGAAAAAGUCGAACGACAACCUUGUCGUGCAUGGCAAGCUCAUCAUCGACCUCAACACCAAUGUCUCGACACCCAUCAACAACAACUCUUCCGCAGGCCCCACCAACUUGCUUGUGCCCGGCACCUCCAACGCUUCGUCUGCCUCGCUCGCUACGCCAGCCUCGUCCAUCGCUACACGCCCCGAUACUCGCCCUUCCACUUUCGCCAGCGGUGCUGCUACCCCCGUAGCCGCCACGGCUGCAUCAUCCACUACAGGCGGUGAUGCAUCCAGCCGACCCACAUCCACAGUCGAUCCCGCAUCUUCUGCCGCAUCUGGAUCCGAAGCAGGUGCUUCGACGGCUGCAACUUCAGCCUCGACAGGCGGCACAAGCGAGGCCAGGUCCUCGGCUGCCCCCCAGACUCCUGCUUCUCGCACCACCAAUGCUCAAGAUACCCGCUCGGACGAGUACGGUCCGCUUCCCGCUGGAUGGGAGAGGAGAACAGAUCACCUCGGCCGUACAUACUACGUCGACCACAACACUCGCUCCACCACCUGGACCAGACCUUCGACUAACCCGAGCGCCAACACUGCCGCCGCCGCAAGCACGUCGGCUGCUGACCGUCAACGACACAGCAAUCGUGCUCUCGCCGAUGACUUCCUCGGUGUCAGCGAUGGCGACACCUCGCGAGCUUCAGCGACGGGAUCUGCCGUCAACAGCCCUGGCGCUGCAGCUUCAUCUGUCAACCCUCUACCCGCCAGCUCCAGCACCACCGCCGGCAACGGACCUUUGCCCGCAGGUUGGGAGCAGCGUCACACACCAGAAGGCCGUCCUUACUUUGUUGACCACAACACCCGAACCACUACCUGGGUCGACCCGCGACGACAGCAGAUCCUCCGUAUCAUGGGCCCUAACGGCAGCAACCUCACCGUUCAGCCGCAGAGUGUGUCGCAACUUGGUCCCUUGCCCAGUGGAUGGGAGAUGCGUCUCACCUCAACUGCCAGAGUUUACUUUGUCGACCACAACACCAAGACCACCACAUGGGAUGACCCUCGACUGCCCUCGAGUCUCGACCAGAACGUGCCCCAGUACAAGCGGGACUUCCGUCGUAAGCUCAUCUACUUCCGAAGUCAGCCUGCGCUCCGUCCCAUUCCCGGUCAGUGCCACAUCAAGGUUCGUCGUACGCACAUUUUUGAAGACUCCUAUGCCGAGAUCAUGCGUCAGCAGCCUAAUGAUCUCAAGAAGCGUCUCAUGAUCAAGUUCGACGGCGAAGACGGUCUCGACUAUGGUGGUCUUUCGCGAGAGUUCUUCUUUUUGCUCUCUCACGAGAUGUUCAACCCGUUCUACUGUCUCUUCGAGUACAGUGCUCAUGACAACUACACGUUGCAGAUCAACCCUCACUCGGGCAUCAAUCCCGAGCACUUGAACUACUUCAAGUUCAUUGGUCGUGUUCUUGGUCUUGCUAUCUUCCACCGACGUUUCCUCGACGCCUACUUUAUCGUCUCAUUCUACAAGAUGAUCCUCAAGAAGAAGAUCACGCUCAGCGAUCUCGAGUCGGUCGAUGCCGACUAUCACCGUUCGCUCCAAUGGAUGCUCGACAACAGCAUCGAGGGUAUUGUCGAAGAGACCUUUACCGCCGUUGAGGAUAAAUUCGGCGAGAUGGUUACUGUCGAGCUCAAGCCCGGAGGAGAGGAGAUCGAGGUGACAGACGAGAACAAGAAGGAGUAUAUUGAGCUCAUGACCGAAUGGCGUAUCUCGAAGCGUGUCGAGGAGCAGUUCAAGGCGUUUAUCUCCGGUUUCACCGAGUUGAUUCCUCAGGACUUGAUCAACGUGUUUGACGAGCGCGAAUUGGAGUUGCUCAUUGGUGGUAUGUCCGAGAUUGACGUCGAUGACUGGAAGAAGUUCACCGACUACCGUGGAUUCACGGAGCAAGAUCAGGUGGUCCAGUGGUUCUGGCAGUGCGUUCGUGCUUGGCCUACAGAGAAGAAGUCUCGUCUUUUGCAGUUUGCUACGGGUACAUCACGUAUUCCUGUCAACGGAUUCAAAGAUCUUCAGGGUUCGGAUGGUCCAAGACGCUUCACGAUCGAGAAGUCCGGAGAUGUCAACCAGCUUCCCAAGUCACAUACUUGCUUCAACCGCAUUGAUAUUCCUCCUUAUCCUUCGUUCGAGACUUUGGAAAGCAAACUCGCGUUAGCUAUUGAGGAAGGUAUGGGUUUCGGAAAUGAGUAG